This is a messenger RNA of Salvelinus namaycush (lake trout), 3058 nucleotides long. Its product is annotated as calreticulin-like. Lineage: Eukaryota; Metazoa; Chordata; Actinopteri; Salmoniformes; Salmonidae. Gene Ontology annotation, biological process: protein folding. Gene Ontology annotation, cellular component: endoplasmic reticulum; endoplasmic reticulum membrane. Bases 198 to 1439 code for a protein of 413 amino acids. Gene Ontology annotation, molecular function: calcium ion binding. The record is from RefSeq and is a predicted model, not a curated record. The transcript has 9 exons.
ACAUCUGUUCUGAACGGAGAGAAGCGCUUCAGCUGCAUAUAGCGGCAUUUCAAGCUUCUCAGUUCAGCUUUUUAACAAUAACGUGUAACUAGCCAUAGCUAUUUGUACUGCUACAUGCAGUGUAUAUGUAAUUAAUUGUAUUUAUAUAUAGCUAAUUGUAUUUACAAUUUUAGAGGGUGUCUAUUUAGCAAGCUGAAAUGACAACCAUGUUGAUGCUUUUGAUGGCCGUAUUGGUCGCAUCAAUUUUUGGCGAGUCCUCCGUUUAUUUCCGAGAAGAAUUUGAAGAUGGGGAUGCAUGGAAAAGCCGAUGGGUGGAAUCCAAACACAAGUCAGAUUAUGGGAAGUUUGUUCAUACUGCUGGGAAAUUCUAUGGUGAUGUAGAGAGAAACAAAGGUCUUCAAACCAGCCAGGAUGCUCGCUUUUACUCUGCAUCCUCCCGUUUUGAGUCCGUCAGCAACAAAGACCAGGCACUGGUAAUCCAGUUCACUGUGAAACAUGAACAGAACAUUGACUGUGGUGGAGGCUACAUCAAGCUGUUCCCAGCUGAUCUCAACCAGGAGGAAAUGCAUGGAGAUUCCACAUACAACAUCAUGUUUGGUCCUGACAUCUGUGGUCCAGGUACUAAGAAAGUUCAUGUGAUCUUCAACUACAAAGGCAAGAAUCACUUAAUCAACAAAGACAUAAGAUGCAAGGAUGAUGAAUAUACCCACCUGUACACACUGAUAGUCAAUCCGGAUAACACCUACGAGGUGAAAAUCGACAACAAGAAAGUUGAGUCUGGAAGCCUAGAGGAGGACUGGGACUUCCUUCCCUCCAAGAAGAUAAAGGACCCUGAUGCUGAGAAGCCAGACGACUGGGAUGAGAAGGAGAACAUUGAUGAUCCUGAAGACAAGAAACCGGAGGACUGGGAUGUUGCUGAGAACAUCCCUGACCCUGAUGCCAAGAAGCCUGAUGACUGGGAUGAUGAGAUGGAUGGUGAGUGGGAGCCUCCCAUGGUCACGAACCCGGACUAUAAGGGGGAGUGGAAACCCAAACAGAUUGACAAUCCUGCCUACAAGGGGAAAUGGGUGCACCCUGAAAUUGACAACCCAGAAUACACUGCUGACCCUGAAAUCUACCAAUAUGCCAGCAUGGGGGUGAUUGGAUUGGAUUUGUGGCAGGUGAAGUCGGGCACUAUUUUUGACAAUUUCCUCAUCACCAAUGACCCAAAACUUGCAGAAGAAGUUGGGAACGAGACAUGGGGUGCAACAAAGGACCCUGAAAAGAAGAUGAAGGACAGUAUGGAAGAAGAGGAGAGAAAGAAACGUGAGGCAGAAGAGGUGAAUAAAAAGGAGGAAGAUGAAGAUAAAGACGAGAGGGAGGAGGAUGAGGAAGAAGACUACGAUGAGGAGGAAGAAGAGGAGGCAGAAACAGACUCUAAACUCAAGGAUGAGUUAUAAACUCAAACAGGAACUUCUGGAAAGGAACCCUGUCUACUAUGAGCUAUUGGCGCAAGGCUGGAGAUUGGACUUUAUUGGACGUUCUGUUCGUCAUUGAAGCUGCCCAUUUUAUGUUUUGGUGGGAAGCUAUUGUUUAAAUUAUAUGACAAGGGAAUGGGUACAAACUGAGUAAGGACAGCUUUGUCAAGGUUGGAGAUGUUAGAAAGAUUUUAUCUUUAGAUCUUUAGAUUUGAUGAGAUGAGCAUUUUCUGGCAGUGUUGUUAUGCCAGCAAUUGUUUUUGAGAAGUUAAAUGUCUCCUCUCUGUAAACAAAGCUCUACUGCUAACUCUAAAUUGUUUUCUUACUUAAGGAUAUUGACCAUCUACAAUUUCCUGACUAAUCUUUACCGCAAAGUGUUUUGUUGGUCUUAAUAAUCGGACACAUUUUUGUGCCUGUACCCUAAAGGUGUGUGUGGCAUUAAGAUGGCACCUCUCUUGUGUAUUGGAUAUGGAUUGAGUCUAAUGCUUUUCUUUUUCUGCAUAUGAUUUUCAACAUAGUGCUGAGUGAUUUACCAGAAAUUUAGAUUUUUUUUUUUUUUGGUUUUCAAACAACUAAGGGACUGACAUAAAAAACUAAUUGAAUUCAAAUAAUUUAAUUUUUCAUAAUGGGCACAUUGGAGAAACUUCAAAGAUAAAUAUGAUCCUGCCUGCACUGUGCGAUUUAGUAGGGAGUUGUAGUUCCCAACAUUCUGCUACUUCGUUAAAAAAAAUAAAAAAAAAUUAAACUACAGUGCGCAUCUACUUAUCGGGUCUGUUUCUUUUACGCCUGCUACGGAAGAGGCAGAAGAAUGCGAGACCGUGAGGGGAUAUAGAGAGCAGCUGUUGCUUUGCGAGGUGUCUCUACCUGACAAUACAUGAUCUAAGUGAACGUCAUAAAAGUAUGUCUUUACUUUGAACUACAUUUUUUUUUAAAUUUUGUUUAGAUGGCAUAUGCAGCAGCUAUGUAGACAUGAGAGAAAUUCGUCAAAUAAAACAUAUGUACACAACUGAAAUAUUGUAACGUGAAAUUAAGUAACGAGCAGUCACUACCAUUAUUAUACUUGUAUUAAUUGUUUCAUUCUGUUACAGCAUUCAACACAAAUAAUCGAAAUAGAAAACCAUGGUUAUUGUUUAAUAAUCAAACCGAAACCUGAACCGACCUCAAAGCACUAAUCGUUCAGCACUAUUUCAGCACAAAGGUGUGCUUGAUUUAGGGUAACUGUACUAAUUUUUCACGAAUGGAACUGCUCAAGCACACUCAGGCUACCGUAAAUCGAAUUUUAUGACAAAUAACAAAAAUUAUCAGAAUGCAUGCAUAAAGCCGUUCAGAUAUUCUAGAACACUAAGCAGGAGGGAGUGAUGCCAGUCCAUUGAUAUGUUUAUUUUGGGGGCAAUGUCAAUUUAUGUUGUGUUUUUACCCCUUUAGUUUUUAAUGUCAACGUUUCUGCACUGCUGUACCCUCGAGACUUGUCCCAAGCUGAUUGGAUCUUGACCCUUUUGUAAAACAUAUUUUGUACUGGGGAGGAUAUGGAUGGAUGAUCAUUUGAUUGUGCAAGAAAUAAAUUCUGAUACACAGAUUACUGUCCAAUAAUAAAACAUAAA